Messenger RNA from Cylindrotheca closterium, 966 nucleotides. NCBI's taxonomy places the organism in Eukaryota, Bacillariophyta, Bacillariophyceae, Bacillariales, Bacillariaceae. The record is from the annotation of a GenBank genome assembly.
AUGAGCGAGGAAAAGAAACAAAAUGUGGUCAUGGUUACUGGGGGAUCUGGAUUGGUCGGAACGGCCAUUCGCAAAUACAUUGAAGAGACUGGUGCUACGUCUGUGGAAACCUGGGUCUACCUAUCCUCCAAGGAUGGUGAUUUGAGAAGUCGCGAGGAUACUGAAGCCAUCUUUGAAAAGUACAAGCCAACCCACGUCAUUCACUUGGCUGCCAAAGUCGGAGGUCUUUUUGCCAACAUGGCACAAAAGGUGGAAUUCUUCCGCGAAAACAUUCUCAUCAACGACAAUAUCAUGGAAUGCAGCCGUAUCUACAAGGUGGAGAAACUCGUUAGUUUCCUGUCCACAUGUAUCUUCCCCGACAAGACUACGUACCCCAUUACAGAGACGAUGCUUCAUGAUGGACCUCCACACCCUUCCAAUGAGGGAUAUGCUUAUGCCAAACGCUUGAUUGAUACCAUGAACCGAGCCUACGCCGAAGAGUAUGGUUGUAACUUUACUUCCAUCAUUCCCACCAACAUUUACGGUCCCGAUGAUAACUUUAGCAUCCAAAAUGGUCACGUCAUUCCAGGAUUGAUCCACAAGUGCUAUUUGGCCAAGAAGAACAACGAACCGUUUACCAUUUGGGGGUCUGGAACGCCUCUCCGGCAGUUUGUCUACUCCAGAGAUUUGGCCGAAUUGACCGUCUGGGUCAUGCGAGAAUACCACGACCCCGCUCCUAUCACCCUUUCGGUGGACGAGGCAGAAGAAGUCAGCAUCAAGGAUGUCGCACUCGCUGUCGUCGACGCUAUGGAAUUCAAGGGAGAAGUCAAGUUUGAUACUUCCAAGGCUGAUGGACAAUUCAAAAAGACUGCUGCCAACCACAAGCUACGAUCGCUCAAGCCGGACUACAAAUUCACCAGUAUGAAAGAUGGCAUCCAACAGUCGGUGGAUUGGUUUUUGGCCAACUACGAAACUGCCCGAAAGUAA